Dioscorea cayenensis subsp. rotundata (Guinea yam) is the source of this 769-nucleotide messenger RNA. Its product is annotated as zinc finger A20 and AN1 domain-containing stress-associated protein 11-like. The record is from RefSeq and is a predicted model, not a curated record. Bases 235 to 642 code for a protein of 135 amino acids. Lineage: Eukaryota; Viridiplantae; Streptophyta; Magnoliopsida; Dioscoreales; Dioscoreaceae. Gene Ontology annotation, biological process: protein ubiquitination. Gene Ontology annotation, molecular function: zinc ion binding; ubiquitin-protein transferase activity. The transcript has a single exon.
AUGAGAAAAUUAAAAACACGCAAUGGCAGGUUCGUGAAUAAGAAUCCGUACAAUGGGUAGAAUAGGAAUUAAACAUUGGAAAAAAAAUCGAGGACCGCGUUCCAAUUGUGCCCUCGUGCCGACCUCGUCCUCCUUUAAAACCGAAAGCUCCGAAGAGAUCUCUCUCAUCUCCACCCCCGAAUUCCCCAAAACCCUAACCCUAGCCAUAACCCCAGAGCUUAUCAUCCAUCAUCCAUGGCGCAAAGAGAGAAGAAGGAGAUGGAGCUCCAAGUGCCCGAGAACUGCCUUCCAGCCGCCGGAUUCUCGUCUCCGACGUGCUCCGCUCGAGAUCCACCCCGAUCGGGACCGAUCCAGCCGCAGGAGUCAUCGGAAGGAGGGAAGAGGUUGAGAUCAGAUGAAGACAAGGAGAAGGAGGAGGUGGUGAAGCCGGCGUUGGUGCCGUCCAAAGCGGUGAGUCGGUGCGCGGGGUGUAGAAAAAGGGUGGGGUUGAUGGGGUUCCGGUGCCGGUGCGGCGAGCUGUUUUGCGGCGAUCACCGGUACUCCGAUCGGCACGAUUGCAGCUUCGAUUACAAGGCGGCCGGCAAGGCGGCGAUCGCCAGGGAGAAUCCGGUUGUCAGGGCGGCGAAGAUCGUUCGGAUUUGAGAGGAAGUUUGGGGGUAUUAUGGGCAGAAGUGGAAGGUUCUAGAGGAUGGAUGGGGGGUAUUAUGGGAAGGAUAAAAGUUUGUGGGGUUAGAAUGGGAAUGGGUUUGGGUGGAGAAAUAGAGAUAGA